Messenger RNA from Aegilops tauschii subsp. strangulata, 540 nucleotides. RefSeq lists its product as uncharacterized. Gene Ontology annotation, molecular function: DNA-binding transcription factor activity; DNA binding. The record is from RefSeq and is a predicted model, not a curated record. Gene Ontology annotation, biological process: regulation of DNA-templated transcription. Lineage: Eukaryota; Viridiplantae; Streptophyta; Magnoliopsida; Poales; Poaceae.
AUGGCGCCGAAGAAGACGUCGAAGGGCAAGUCGGGCUUCUUCGGCGUGAGGCAGAAGCCCUCCGGUAACCGGGGUGUGGAGUUCUCCGACGCCAGAAGGCGUUGGUGGAUCGGCACGUACCCCUCCGCCCACGAGGCCGCGCGUGCCUACGACGUGGCGGUGUGGCGUGCCGAGAGGCCUCGGUUGCACCUCAACUUUCCAGAGAUCGAGAGUCGGGCGGUAGCGGAGAUGCUUGUGCCGCAGGGCAUCAACAUGAAGGAGAUCACGAAGAAGAAGAAGAAGAAGAAGAAGAAGAAGCCGUUUGCUCAGGAGCAUCCGGAGUACGUCCAGGCCGAGCUGGAGUACUACUGGAAGCGUGAGGCGGAGCAGAAGAAGAAGGGGCCGAAGAAGGAGGAUGAGGCCGGUCCCUCGACGGUGAUCCCCAUCGAGUCCUCUUCCGAGGAGGACUGGGCAGACUUCUCGGAGGAGGAGGAGGAGGAGGGGUGCAACGACCCGAUGAAGGAGGAGUUCUGGGAGCAGUUCCGUAGCUCCGAUGAGUAG